Molecule: messenger RNA, 1407 nt
Organism: Gekko japonicus
Lineage: Eukaryota; Metazoa; Chordata; Lepidosauria; Squamata; Gekkonidae
Gene: RNF7
Product: ring finger protein 7
Exons: 3
Coding region: 8-355 (115 amino acids)
Biological process (GO): protein ubiquitination; ubiquitin-dependent protein catabolic process
Cellular component (GO): Cul5-RING ubiquitin ligase complex; nucleus
Molecular function (GO): zinc ion binding; ubiquitin protein ligase activity; cullin family protein binding
Source: RefSeq, a predicted model, not a curated record
CCCAGCCAUGGCCGACGUGGAGGACGGAGACGAGCCGGGCGUCUCCGCUUCUUCUCACGCGGGUCCCUCCGUCUCUAAGGCGAGCGGCGCCGACAAGAUGUUCUCGCUGAAGAAGUGGAACGCCGUGGCCAUGUGGAGCUGGGACGUCGAGUGCGACACCUGCGCCAUCUGCCGCGUGCAGGUCAUGGAUGCCUGUCUUAGAUGUCAAGCUGAAAACAAACAAGAGGAUUGUGUUGUGGUCUGGGGAGAGUGUAAUCAUUCCUUCCACAAUUGCUGUAUGUCACUGUGGGUGAAACAGAACAACCGUUGCCCACUCUGCCAACAGGACUGGGUAGUUCAAAGAAUAGGCAAAUAAAAGCACCAGCAGUUUUUCUGCUGAACUUCUUUAGAACAUUAAACAACUGAUGCCAUAUUCCCCGAUGAACAAGGACUACUCAACAUGUGGCAGAAUUUGUUUUAUUUAUUUAGGUCUACAGAGUUUUAUGAUCUUGGUUUGAAAAUUUUGUGUUGCCUUCCUGAUCUAUUGGAGCCUUCUUCAGGAUUGUUCUUGCAAGAAUACAGAUGCACAAUAUUGAAGAAUGUAUCUAAAUGUUUGCUGUGAACUUUGUAAAAUUGCUUAGGAAAGUGUUAGGGCUGAUGAAGCCCACAAGUAUGAUAUAAUCUAAGCAAUUACAGCUUACAAUACCACUGUUUUCUGGAAACUGGGUUAUUGAAAUAAAUAGGUGUGGACACGUUCAUUUUUACUUUUUGCUUUGUUGCAUUAAGAUGAAACCUUUUGGUUUUGAAUACUGUCUGUUUUUAUGAUACUUUAAGGGUGAAAUUGAAUUUACUCCUAUCAAAAUAUGUACUGUAAUUCACAGUAUUAAAACAUUACCCUAUUAAGUGCUCAGCUUCUUUUUUUGUAGAGCAGUAUAAUUUAAUUGGAAAUUAAUUAAAUUAAAAUCUGUCUUCUAGAGACACAGGAAAGUCUGAUAACUAGCAACCGGUAAGUCUUGUUAUUGUUCUGUAUUUGGUAAGUUGUUUGAUUCCAAAUAGCCCAUUCACCAUCCUGUGAAGUCCCAGUGCAAGCACAGGGGUCUGUGUGCAGCAGCCUUUGGAUCACAGCCUUAAUAUUUGGUAAUGCUUAACUUCUCUUUCCACCUGUUUGCCAGCACUUUAGUAAAGAUAUGGAUUCAUGAAAACAAUAUGAAUAUAUCUUUUUUGGGAGGUAGCAUUUUUAAAAGAGCAUCCGAGUGGUGGGUCAAAGCAGCAACCAUGAAGCACAUUAUUUUUCCUGCACAAUUAAACAAAUGGAUUUGUUUAGAUGUAACUUCUGUCCCCACCAUCUUAUUACAGGACGUGACCUACCAAAAGUUCUACUUCUUGCUGAUGUCAACAGGAUUUAAAUGUAUAAUAAAGAUGGAGUCG